This is a messenger RNA of Arvicanthis niloticus (Nile rat), 1316 nucleotides long. It is a transcript of the gene Crh, whose product is annotated as corticotropin releasing hormone. Gene Ontology annotation, cellular component: extracellular region. The record is from RefSeq and is a predicted model, not a curated record. Gene Ontology annotation, biological process: positive regulation of cortisol secretion; negative regulation of glucagon secretion; negative regulation of epinephrine secretion. Gene Ontology annotation, molecular function: corticotropin-releasing hormone activity. Lineage: Eukaryota; Metazoa; Chordata; Mammalia; Rodentia; Muridae.
AUGCUGCGUGCUUUCUGAAGAGGGUCGACGUUAUAAAAUCUCACUCCAGGCUCUGGUGUGGAGAAACUCAGAGCCCAAGUACGUUGAGAGACUGAAGAGAAAGGGACAAGGAAAAAGAAAAGGAGAAGAGAAAGGAGAAGAAGAAGAAAACCUGCAGGAGGCACCCUGGGAGAAGUCCCUCUGCAGAGGCAGCAGUGCGGGCUCACCUGCCAAGGGAGGAGAAGAGAGCGUCCCUAACAUGCGGCUGCGGCUGCUGGUGUCUGCGGGCAUGCUGCUGGUGGCUAUGUCGCCCUGCCUGCCUUGCAGGGCCCUGCUGAGCAGGGGAUCCAUCCCCGGAUCGCCGCGGGCCCCGCAGCCCGUGAAUUUCUUGCAGCCUGAGCAGCCCCAGCAACCUCAGCCGGUUCUGAUCCGCAUGGGUGAAGAAUACUUCCUCCGCCUGGGGAACCUCAACAGAAGUCCCGCUGCUCGGCUGUCGCCCAACUCCACGCCCCUCACCGCGGGUCGCGGCAGCCGCCCCUCUCACGACCAGGCUGCUGCUAACUUUUUCCGCGUGUUGCUGCAGCAGCUGCAGAUGCCUCAGCGCUCGCUCGACAGCCGCGUGGAGCCGGCGAAACGCGGCGCCGAGGAUGCCCUCGGUGGCCACCAGGGAGCGCUGGAGAGGGAGAGGCGGUCCGAGGAACCGCCCAUCUCUCUGGAUCUCACCUUCCAUCUUCUGCGGGAAGUCUUGGAAAUGGCCAGGGCAGAGCAGUUAGCUCAGCAAGCUCACAGCAACAGGAAACUGAUGGAGAUUAUUGGGAAAUGAAAUGUUGCGCUUGGCCAAAACGAUUCUGCAUUUAGCACACAAGUAAACAUAAAAAAUUUAAAACACAUUAUUCUGUACCAUAUUGCAGCUCUGAUAUCAUUUGUUUAUUUUUAUAUAGCUUGAAGCAUAGAAAAUGUACAGGGAGAGAGUCUAUAUACCCCUUAAUUAGCAUGCACAAAGUGUGUUUCUGUGUAGUACCAAAACAGCGUUAUUUGUAUUGCCCAUGCUUUGUUUCCAUGUGCAAAUAAGUGUCGUUAUAGCCAGUAUCUUAAAGAAAAUGUGGACCCAAGGAGGAAACCUUUAAAAAAGCAGAUUGAAGUCACCCAGUUGUUUUUAUUUGGAACUACAGUGAAAGAGAAUUCAUUCUUGAGGAGUGACUAGGACGAAAUGUAUAAGCUCUUUGAAUCAACUUUUUCUUGCAAAUGUUUCAAUAAUAAAACAGCUUCCUGAUCCUUGGCUAAUUUGGUUGUGCAAAAGAACGUUGAAUAUAUUUUUAAUAAAAUCUGCAAAGGUU